Drosophila simulans is the source of this 1042-nucleotide messenger RNA. RefSeq lists its product as uncharacterized. The record is from RefSeq and is a predicted model, not a curated record. The coding region runs from base 104 to 466 and encodes 120 amino acids. The transcript has a single exon. NCBI's taxonomy places the organism in Eukaryota, Metazoa, Arthropoda, Insecta, Diptera, Drosophilidae.
GCUUUCACUUGUGAUUACGUUUCGCUGUCAAUGAAUUGACUGAGUUCACUUUCUUUCACUACUUGACUGAGAAACAAGCUUCAGUGCUCAACGGAAUUAAAAAAUGGCAGAGAAAUUGAAAGAGGAUGCAACCCAAACUGGAAACAAGGACUUCUUGUUGGAGGACGAUCCUGAUCAGCCGAGUGAGUCGCCCACCCAGAAGGAAUCGACCACCCAGAAGGAAUCGCCCACCCAGGAGGAAUCGGCCACCCAUGAGGAAUCAACCACCCAGAAGGAGGGAUCGCAGUCCGCAGAGGCCGAGGAAGAAUACUUUAGAACAGUGAGCGGGCGCAUCGAUGAGGACAUAAAACACCUGGAAGAGAUGAUUGCCCUGAAUGAGGACGAAUGUAAUAGGCAGUUAUUCAAUCGUCUCCUGAAUAUAAUCGGAGUUGAAAUAGAAAAAAAUCUAAAUUUGCAGAAGAAGUAGUAUAUGCGAUUUCUGUUAACCUACUCCCAAAAUAACUAUGAAUUAUCGAAUGGUCUUAGUGUUGACGCAUAAAUAUAUUAUGACCAUCUAAUCUGAAUUGGAGCUUUAAUUAGCAAAUUUUAUCAUUUGCAUUUUCUUGUUACUUCCAAAUUCGGGGCGGGUAUAACAUCAGAUCAUCUGGCAUGGUAGAUUACUCUGCUGGGCUAUUUUAUUUUCAUACCCGAGUAAAGGGAUACACUGAUUUUUGAUUUCACCACCCAGACGGAGGGUUCGGAGUCCUCAGAGACAUGUCUCUCGACAACCGUCGUCUUUAAUAUCCAUCAUGAUCCUGAAUACAUCGAUGACAUCGACAGGAUUUACAAGGAACCAAAUUCCCGUGUAACGGAAAAAGUAGGUGUACGGAUUAUGAGCGGAGUCACCCGGUGCCUCAGCUGUCAUAACAGCGGAUUAACAUUUUAUGUAUCGAUGCUAAUUGAACUCAACUGUAUUCUUUCUUUCCUACUCUUGUAAUUUUGCGGUCAUAGCGAUCAGACGUGAUUUUUGUAUAUGAAGAAAUAAAUGAAGUUAAAUAGUGUA